CUGUGAUGUAACCUGUGCGCAUUAUAGUCUGAAAUCAUGUUUUGAAUUCAGUGUGAGAACACAUGACGAUUAGCCUCUAUGAUGAUGCAUUUGUGUUGUUGUAGCUAUAUCUUUGAGUGCCAUGAUUAUUGAAUGUUUUUUUUAAAAUACAGUAUAAAGUGUAAACUGCUAACACAUGAAUGGAUGAAUGUCUCCUUAUGAGCCUAAUUACGGUGUCUCCUCGACCCCAAAAUACACAGAGCUCGUAUUGUCACGCGUCGACCCAAUCAUGACUGACUGGGGCUGAUUGGGUGGCGGCUCUGCUUUAUUGGGGGGGUGAUAGUGCCUUAUCAAAGCUGAGGACAAUACCCCGAGCUCAUGCUUUGCUUCGGAUUGAUGUUAAUGGGAUGCUCCCCUGGCUCGGCGUGUGAUGUCUGGUGCGAAUUGCCGAGGAGAUAUCAUUGGGCCCGGCCCUUUGGGUUGUCUAAAGGUCGCGGCGGCCUUGGUGGCUUUUGUGUUAAUAACUCCUGGGUGUAUAUGGUGGGGAGCGUCCAAAUUGACACCAUAUGUUUUCCUAUUAGUCGACUUGCAAUAGAAUACAAGGCGCAUAAUCAGCGCCAGCGGGCGAGAUCGACUGCCGGCGCUUGAGGGAAUUGGGCCAUGAUUAAGUCUUAACCUUCGGAUAGUUUGAUUUCCAUGUAAUGUCCUUAUCUGACGGUUUUAUCGAUCACCGGAUUUAUAUGAUAGGGAUAAAUCAGGGCUGAUAGAGCAACACGGGAAGACCCGUGGAGCAUGUCUGCUUAAUGCUGCUAGGCCAAUUCCAUCGUAAGAGCUCUAUUAAUUCCACUUAAUCCUGGAAUUACCAAAAAAGCAAGAGGGAUGAUAAUGGAUUUACUAUUAAUUAGAUUCAGUUUGGAGGAUUAUUACACUUUGUGGCCAAAGAGAUGCGUAAUUUCUUUGAACAGAUUUUAAUUAAAGUGCGCAUGUUGUUUAGGAUGAUAGAAACAAAUGCAAUCUGCAUUCUAUGCAAAACACAACCAUUUCAUAAUAUAAUUCCCAAGAAAGGACUGCCUACCGAUUCACACAACAGGGUUGUGGUGGCUAUGAGUAUUUGUUGUCAAAUAACAAACAAGAGGGGGAAAAAAAACGACAUGUCAGUUUUAAUAUGUUCAGAGCCCAGGCGCGCCCUCGUUCCCGUGACCGCGCGUAGCCCCUGGCCACCUUAAAACCAAGCCUCCCUCCAAGGGUAAACGAGUAGCGUCCAAUUGUGUCUGAGUGAUAUCCAAAUGCAGACAGAAAGGGUCGUUUUAUCAUGCUACUAUUUGUCGUGACGAUGCGAUGUUGAAAAGCAGAGCGGCGUCAUAAAGUGACAUGCCUGCCACAAGUGCUCCAACUGAUCUUCGCAAUGAGCCUUCCAUGCAUGAUCCGAGGCGACUUCCGCCUAUUCCCAGAAAUUAAGCUCAAACUUGACGUGCAGCUAGCUUUAUUUUAAAGACAAAUGUCAGGCAGGCUCAUCAUAUUUCCCCCCUCUUCUAUAUUCGGAGCUUAUUUAUUGCUAAGGAGCCUGUGCUCCCGGAGUCAAUGCAGCGGGCGGCUGUGCAGGGGAAGGGAGCCGAGACACGGAGCGCAGCUCAGCCACUCCGGGGACUCCUCGUUCCCUUAUCGCUUCAGGUCACUCUGGCGUGAACCAGCUGGGCGGUGUGUUCGUUAACGGUAGACCGCUACCGGACUCCACCAGGCAGAAAAUAGUGGAACUCGCUCACAGUGGCGCGCGGCCGUGUGAUAUCUCCAGGAUUCUGCAGGUGUCCAACGGUUGUGUGAGCAAGAUUCUGGGCAGAUACUAUGAAACUGGCUCCAUACGACCGAGAGCAAUAGGCGGUAGCAAGCCUAGGGUAGCCACUCCAGAGGUGGUCGGUAAAAUUGCGCAGUACAAGCGGGAGUGUCCGUCUAUCUUCGCGUGGGAGAUCCGGGACAGACUUCUGUCAGAGGGAGUCUGCACCAACGACAACAUACCAAGUGUCUCGUCGAUAAACAGAGUGCUACGCAACCUGGCUAGUGAGAAGCAACAGAUGGGUGCAGAUGGCAUGUAUGACAAGCUGAGGAUGCUCAACGGUCAGACAGGAACUUGGGGGACCCGGCCAGGCUGGUACCCCGGAACGUCGGUGCCAGGACAGCCCAACCCAGACGGUUGCCAACAACAGGACGGUGCAGGGGAAAACACGAACUCCAUCAGCUCCAACGGGGAGGACUCGGACGAGACGCAGAUGCGACUCCAGUUGAAAAGGAAGUUACAGAGGAACCGCACGUCCUUCACCCAGGAGCAGAUCGAAGCGCUGGAAAAAGAAUUUGAACGAACUCAUUAUCCGGAUGUUUUUGCGAGAGAGAGACUAGCAGCGAAAAUCGACCUGCCCGAAGCAAGAAUACAAGUAUGGUUCUCAAACAGGAGAGCAAAGUGGAGGCGAGAGGAGAAGCUCCGGAAUCAGCGUCGCCAGGCCAACAACUCCUCCAGUCACAUCCCGAUCAGCAGCAGCUUCAGCACCAGCGUCUACCAGGCCAUCCCGCAGCCCGCCACGCCAGUGUCUUUCACUUCGGGGUCAAUGCUGGGUAGACCUGACACAGCACUCACGAACACCUACAGUGCGCUGCCUCCCAUGCCGAGCUUCACCAUGUCCAACAACCUACCUAUGCAACCCAGCCAGACCUCCUCUUAUUCCUGCAUGCUGCCUACAAGUCCGCCUGUGAAUGGGCGGAGCUACGAAACAUACACGCCCCCUCAUAUGCAGGCACAUAUGAACAGCCAAUCAAUGACAUCUUCUGGUACCACCUCAACAGGACUCAUCUCUCCUGGAGUGUCUGUCCCUGUGCAGGUCCCAGGGGGCGAACCUGACAUGUCUCAGUAUUGGUCAAGACUACAGUAGAGAGAAGAGCUACUUUGCCCUGUAACAAGCCCCCACACCAUCCCCCCCCCCCCCCCCCCAAACCCCCAACCCCCAACCCCUAAUACCCCCCACCCCACUACAAUCCCCCCAGCUCCAUCAUCGCCCUCCAGAAUAUGUUCCUCACUCAUACACAAGAGAACUGCCAACGAUGUGAGGAGAGAGAGACAGUGGAUAUGAGGAGGAGGAGACUUUGGGAGAGAAACUUUGGAAAGCUGGGCCUUGUUUUGUCGUUGGUCUCCGGUCGGGGGACGGUGUGGCUGUCAUGGCGCCCCCACCGCUGCGACGUGCUGGAGGGACGUGCACAACGAUGGGAGAAACAACAAGGAAGAGAGAAAUGGACCUCUGUAAAGUGCCCGUUGUUACAUUUUUAUGGAACAAAAAAUGUAUGUUUUCCAUUUUUUUUUCUAUUUCAAAAAACUUCAGUCAAUGUUUCCCCCCCCCCCCUUUUUUUUUCUCUCUUCUGGUGUGUUUGUAAAUGGCCAUUUGUAUGUUAAUAUGAGAAAAAAAACAACAAGCAAGAUCAAGUACUGAUACUAGAUGGACGUCUAGCCAACCUUGUUUUGGUCUUGGGUUCGCUGCCGAGAAGAGCGCCUGAGACUCUGCCGUGACUAUCUUAAAAAAAAAACUGCUUAUAUCGAGACUUUGUACCAGACUUUGCAUGGUCUUGGAUGCUGUUGCAUAUCAUUUUAGAGGGGAAGCUGGAGGGAAGGCUCUUAUUGUGUUAAAAACCGAAAAAAAAAACGAAAUGAAAAAAAAACAAACAAAUGAAAAAACAAAAUGAAAAAAAAACUAAAAACUAUUUAUUUGUUUUAUUUCUGCCGUAUGGAUCUUAGCAAAGAAAGUUCAAACUCUGUUCCGCCACUGAGGCUGUGAUGCUGGAGUGAAUACCAUGGUCCAAAAACAAACUGUUGACCCGAGCCUUGGGGCGUACGCGGGCUAAUUUGACAUGGAUGCCAAUCACCGGGGGCCCGCAACGACGCUGUGACGUGCGUACGAAGGGGCCCCCCUGCUAAGAGCCCUGCUUUGGUGGUUCGACCGGAUCUUAGAGGACAGUAAAGAACAGUUCCUGUUGGAGGCAGGGGUGGGGAACGCCUGUAGUCUGUAUAUGGUAGACUGCGUCUUGGAUAUAACCCAGUUUGUUUAUGUCAAAAUGUAAAGUACGUGUCUUCCCUGGGAAUCCUUCCCGAAGGAUUCCUCUCCAAUAAAAGUUGAUUUCAUUUGUAUCCCUGAGAAUAUUCUAUAAAUGUCUCAUGCAUCAUAUAAUACAUUUCUUUAGGGUCAGGUACAAUUGUCUCUUAGGUAUAGUUGUAUUAUAGUGUCCUAUGGUCAAAAGAUUUGUGCGACUAGAAAUAUUUAAUUCCUAUAAUUAUGAUUACAUUGCUUGACAAAGUUAAAACAUAAGUGUUUGGCAGUCGUUUACAAGUACAUAUCAGAUUUAAUCAUUGUUGAUUGUAAAACAGACCAAAGCCUUUGUAUUUCAUCGCGUAAACAAUGCUUAUUUUUUGUUUUUUUCUUUUUAUUUGAAAGAGGAGAAUAUUAGUCUUGUGUUGCAGCAUUUUGUAAACGAGUUCUGUUCAAUUACAUUGGCUUGGCGUUGGUUGGACUGCACUGUGAAGCGGCGGUCCCUAUUUAUACCUGAAGACCAUGGGAAGGGUUUUUUCUAGCAUUGUCUGUCAUGCUCUCUCUGAGUUCUGCAUCUUUCAUUUCUGUGUGUGUGUGUGUGUGUGUGUGUGUGCGUGUGUGUGUGUGUGCGUAGAACAUUGACGCGUACACUGGGUCUAUGUCUGAGCAAUGCUACGUCUAGAGAUAAAAAACACACGCUGUCUCUUGAAUAUUUCAAUUCAAUUUUAUUUAAAAUGGAGCUUUCUAAAUGUAUUUUGUGAAAACUAUAAAACAUUUUGUACAGUAAAAAUUGUGUCUUAAAGAAA
This is a messenger RNA of Gadus morhua (Atlantic cod), 4846 nucleotides long. It is a transcript of the gene pax6b, whose product is annotated as paired box 6b. The coding region runs from base 2049 to 2897 and encodes 282 amino acids. NCBI's taxonomy places the organism in Eukaryota, Metazoa, Chordata, Actinopteri, Gadiformes, Gadidae. The record is from RefSeq and is a predicted model, not a curated record. The transcript is spliced from 10 exons. Gene Ontology annotation, molecular function: RNA polymerase II cis-regulatory region sequence-specific DNA binding; DNA-binding transcription factor activity, RNA polymerase II-specific. Gene Ontology annotation, biological process: anatomical structure development; regulation of transcription by RNA polymerase II.